Messenger RNA from Camellia sinensis, 450 nucleotides. The record is from RefSeq and is a predicted model, not a curated record. Lineage: Eukaryota; Viridiplantae; Streptophyta; Magnoliopsida; Ericales; Theaceae.
AUGGCAGAUUCGGUUGUCAAGAUGGUAAAAGUUGGUUGCCAAUAUAUCACAGUUGUAGGAGUUGAUUUUAUGUCAGAAAAUGUGCGGGCAAUCCUUGAUCAGGCUGGCUUCUCAGAGGCUGAAGCAAAAUUUGGCUAUCUUUUGGAGGCUUUAGACAUGGGUGCUCCUCCACAUGGUAUGGUUUGGUUUUGUGAGUUUAAAUCCUUAAAAGCCAUUGAAGCCUCAAUGGAACUUAUGUCUAUCAGACCCUUUCAGAUCUAAUAUCCUUUCAGAUCGAAGGAAAAGCUCCAUUCAUCCUUCAUGUAGAAGAGGAAAAGAAUAGCGUACUGCUUUUAAUCCUCAUAGAAGAACCAUCCUAAAAUUCCUAAUGUGAGUUUUCCUUUUAAAUUUUUUCUCCUUUUCAUUAUACAAUAUAUGCGCCUUUUAGGCCAUCGACUACUCUUUCUAUCU